This is a messenger RNA of Myotis daubentonii (Daubenton's bat), 3330 nucleotides long. RefSeq names its product fer-1-like protein 4. Gene Ontology annotation, biological process: plasma membrane organization. NCBI's taxonomy places the organism in Eukaryota, Metazoa, Chordata, Mammalia, Chiroptera, Vespertilionidae. The record is from RefSeq and is a predicted model, not a curated record.
GUGGGCAGGAGGGUAGAGGUAGAGCCAGUGGCCCUGGGACGAUGGCUCUGACUGUGUGUGUGCGGCGACUGCCGGGGCUGCCGGGAACUCAUGACCGACAAGUGAGGCUCAGCUUUCGGGGUUUUACCCAGAAAACAAGGAGAAUUCACUGUGGCCAAGAAGCAGAUAUCGGUGAGCUGUUCCGUUGGCCACACUAUGGGGCUCCGCUGGCUGGGGAGUGUCUGUCUGUGCAGGUGGUCAACUGCAGCCGUGUGUUCAGCUCCAGGUCUCUGGGGACCCUGGUGAUUUCCUUACAGCAGCUACAGAUCACUGGGCAUUUGGUGCUGCAGGAGGCCCUAGUGGAUAAGAAUCUGCAAGUGUCCUCAAUCCAGGUGGAGCUUGACCUGAAGUAUCAGCCCCCAGAGGGUGCAACUGGAGCCUGGGCAGAGGAAGACUUUGGGGCACCCACUCAGGGCAGGCCUGGGGCGGCCCGGCUGGAGCGGCAGGCCGUGGCAUUGGGCUGCAGGCUAGCUCGAGGCCUAGCUCAGCAGGAGCUGGAGGAUGAGCCUGAUGUGGAGCUUUCCGGCGUCGUGUUCAGUCCCCUCAAGAGCCGAGCCUGGGGCCUAUCCCGAAGGGAUCCCUUCCAGGUGCCCGGGGCCCAGGACUUCCAGGUGGGGGUCACCGUGCUGGAGGCCCAGAAGCUGGUGGGAGUCAACAUUAACCCCUAGGCUGUGCGUGUUGGGGAGCAGCGCCGGGUCACCACUCCACAGGGCGGGACAAACUGCCCUUUCUACAAUGAGUACUUCUUGUUCGAAUUUCAUGAGACCCGACUUCACCUCCAAGAUUUGCUGCGGGAGAUUACGGCUUUCCACUCGCAGACCCUCCCCUUUGUGGGCACCCGAAUCGGCACCUUCAGGAUGGACUUGGGCAUUAUCUUCGAUCAGCCAGAUGGCCACUUCUACCAGAAAUGGGCUCCGCUGUACGACCCGCGGGACACUCGCGCCGGGACCAAAGGCUUCGUCAAGGUCACGUUGUCCUUGAGGGCGCGCGGUGAUCUGCCUCCUCCGCCGCCACCCCUGGGCCCGGGGCACAGUUCAGACAUUGAGAAGAACCUGCUGCUGCCGCGCCGGGUGCCGGCGGAGAGGCCGUGGGCGCGGCUGCGCGUGCGAGUGUACCGCGCGGAGGGGCUUCCGGCGCUGCGCCCCGGGCUGCGGGGCAGCUUGGCCCGCGCGCUGCACGACCAGCGCGUCCUCGUGGACCCCUACGUGCGAGUGUCUUUCCUGGGCCAGCAGGGCGAGACGUCGGUGCGCGGAGAGGCGGCGGCGCCCGAGUGGAACGAGCAGCUGAGCUUCGUGGAACUUUUCCCGCCGCUGACGCGCGGCCUUCGUUUGCAGCUGCGGGAUGACGCGCCCCUGGUGGACGUGGCCCUCGCCACGCACGUGCUGGACCUGAAGCAGAUCUCACACGCGGGCCGCGCGGCGGGGCUUAACCCCACCUUCGGUCCAGCCUGGGUGCCUCUGUACAGCUCGCCCCCAACUGGGGGAAUCCAGAAUGGUCUUCAAAAUCUCAACGAAGGCCUGGGCGAAGGCAUUUGGUUCCGGGGCCGCCAGCUGGUGGCUGUGUCCAUGGAGGUGUUGGAAGGGAGAACUGAACCCGAGCCUCUCCAGGCCCCACAGGGGUCCAGGUUGUCCAAGCUCAUGGGAAAGAAGAAGAAAGCCAGGCGGGGCCAGACCCCAGCGAGGAUUCAACAGCAUCUAGAUGCCAGCGCCAGCGCCGGCGGGCCUGAAGUUCCCAGUGCGAUGGAGGUGGAAGUGGAGGAAUUGCUGCCUCUGCCGGAGAAUGCCCUGGCGCCCUGUGAAGAUUUCCUGCUUUUUGGUGUGCUCUUCGAGGCCACCAUGAUCGACCCUGCCAUGGCCUCCCAGCCCAUCAUCUUCAGGAUCUCCAUUGGUCCCGCAGGCCGGGAGGAGCAAUUGGGCCGAGGGCCCAGGAGCCGGGAGGGAAUGGAGGGCGGGGAGGAGGAGGCGCAGCCGUUGCUGGAGUCCGAGGUGGGAGUCAGGCUGGUGGAGGAGGAGGAGCUGGGGACCCCUGCUCAGCGGCCUGAACCCAUGGAUGGCAGUGGGCCAUACCUAUGCCUGCCCCUGCGUCACUGCAAACCAUGCGUGCGUGUGUGGAGCCGCUGGGAGAAUCACACAUGGCGCCUGCGGAGCAGUAAUGUGCGGAAAGUGGCGGAGAGGCCGGACCAGGGGCUCCAGGAGGUUGAGAGUCUGCAGCGCAGGCCAGGCUCCGGCGCCUGCACACGACUCAAGCAGGUGUUGGAAGAGCUGGUGGCUGGGAGCAGUUAUGAGCUCAGAGUCACUAUCUGGAACACGGAGGAUGUGGUUCUGGAUGACGUGAACCCACUCACUGGAGAGAUGUCCAGUGACAGCUACGUGAAAAGCUGGGUGAAGGGGCUGGAGCAGGACAAGCAGGAGACAGAUGUGCACUUCAGCUCUCUGACUGGGGAGGGAAACUUCAACUGGCGCUUCCUGUUCCGCUUUGACUACCUGCCGAAGGAGCGGGAGGUGAGCAUCCGGCGACGGCCUGGACCCUUCGCCCUGGAAGAGGCCGAGUUCCGGCAGCCGGCAGUGCUGGUCCUGCAGGGCUGGGACUGUGACCGCGUCUCCGCCAAUGACUUCCUCGGAUCCCUGGAGCUGAAGCUGCCAGACAUGGUGCGGGGAGCCCGGGGCCCAGAGCUCUGCUCUGUGCAGCUGGCCCGUGAUGGGGCUGGGCCCAGGUGCAAUCUGUUCCGCUGCUUGCGGGGCUGGUGGCCUGUGGUGAAGCUUCAGGAGCCAGAGGAUGAGGAGCGGGAGCAGCGGGAGGCCCAGGCUGGCAGGAAGAGGCGGAGAAGGAGGAGGAAGGGCCGGCCAGAAGACUUAGAGUUUGCAGACCCUGGAGGCAACGUCUAUAUCCUCAGGGGAAAGGUGGAGGCAGAGUUUGAGCUGCUGACGGUGGAGGAGGUGGAGAAACGGCCAGUGGGGAUGGGGCGGAAGGAGCCUGAGCCCUUGGAGAAGCCCAACCGUCCCAAAACCUCCUUCAACUGGUUUGUGAACCCGCUGAAGACCUUCGUCUUCUUCAUCUGGCGCCGGUACUGGCGCAUCCUGGUGCUGCUGGCAUUGAUCAUCAUCUUCCUCCUCCUCGUCUUCUACAGCAUGCCAGGCCAGAUCAGCCAGGUCAUCUUCCAGCCACUCCACCGCUCCCCUGGGCCCUGACCUUGGACACUCAUCCCCUCACACCCACCCCUCCACUCCUACUCCCGGAAGUCCUUCCCACCAAUAUGAGUUCUCGAGUUCACUGCUUUCUUUGAAUAAACCU